AUGGUUCCGCGUCCUUCGUUGUCAGAAGACGUGAGAGCUGCUUCAGACGCUACAGCCCGAGCACAACAUAUGAACACCGUAAUGCCCGGCACAGAUCCGCAUGACAAACCGCUCGUGUCUGGCAGCGGCGUGAAUGUUUCGAUCAACCUGGCCGAGCCAGUACUUUUCUUGCAGGGCUUCGAACAAAACGACAUGGCCAGCGGCAACACCGCCAUGUUGAGAGGAACACUUCACCUUCGCGUCACAAAGGCCGCCAAAAUCAAGGCAGUCACACUCAAAUUCAAAGGCAGAGCAACCACAAAAUGGCCUGAAGGCAUUCCUCCUCGCAAAGUCGAUUUCGAAGAAGUUGACAAUAUCAUGAGCCACACUUGGCCUUUCUUCAAUGCUCAAUUCCCAACAGCCGAAGCAGGCCCUUGCGCAGAUCACGUAGAACUCUUCAAGACCGGUGCAUCUCACACCAGCUCAUCUUUCGGUAUUGGAAAGUCGCCCAACAUCUCAACUACCAAUCUUAGCACGAAGGAUCAAAGAAGGCUGUCACUCCAAGUCAACCAGUCACGCAGUUUUGGCAAAGGUGAAUCUGCUACCGGUGGCCCUACAGUAGCACAAAAGGGCUACCGCACCUUCAACCCAGGAGACUACGUAUACAACUUCGAGCUCCCUCUUGACAGCAGACUGCCCGAGACAAUCGACGUGGAUCUAGGCUCGGUCAAGUACGAGCUUGAAGCAGUCAUAGAACGUGCUGGAGCUUUCAGAGCUAACCUUGUUGGAGUUCGUGAGGUUCAAUUGAUCAGAGCCCCAGCCGAAGGUUCUCUGGAACAAGUCGAGCCCAUUGCCAUCAGCAGAAACUGGGAAGAUCAGCUCCAUUACGACAUUGUAAUUUCUGGAAAAUCUUUCCCACUGGGGUCACAGGUUCCAAUUGCAUUCAAACUCACUCCGCUAGCCAAGGUACAAUGUCACCGCAUCAAAGUGCUUGUGACCGAGAAUAUCGAGUAUUUCUGCAGUAACAAGCGCGUUCAUCGUAUGGAGCCUACAAGGAAGGUGCAGCUUUUCGAGAAGCGAGCGGACACGGCGCCGACAAGCACCUUCCCUGGUAGCUCGAUGCGUGUCACCUCAGGAGGUGGUGUUCCGUAUGACCAACGUGCGCGUGCCGCCGCUGGUGAGACGGUGCAGACCUCAGAUCCCACCAAUCUUCUCGGCAACCUGGAAGGCGAAAAUGUCGGACCUACCGAAAUGGAGUUCAACGUACAGCUGCCAAGUUGCACGUCAAACCGUGAAAGGGAAAGAGCGACUAGAUUGCACUUCGACACUACAUACCAAAACAUCCAGGUGCAUCAUUGGAUCAAGAUCGUGAUGCGUCUUUCCAAACCCGAUGCGGAGAACCCAGGCAAGCGCAGACAUUUCGAAAUCUCCAUCGACUCACCCUUCCACAUCCUCUCCUGCCGCGCAACGCAGGCAAACACAUCAUUACCCGCUUAUAGCAGCCCCCAGUCGGCUUCCAAUGGAAGCUCGCUGUACGAAUGCGGUUGUCCCAAUGCACCGCGCCGUCGCAACUCUCCCACUUCGUACGUGCCCACGCUCAAUGCCCUGAACGGCAUGAGAGAAGCCACCGUGCCUCCCACAAUCACUACACCCAGUCUGGCUCGUCCACAAGCCGCACAUCUGACAGGCAAUGCACCUUCGAAUCAAGUCGACCGACCUAUCCACUUGUUGCGCGCUCCGUCGUUCAAUCCACCAGCGUUCGAAGAUGAAGAGCCUCCGCCGCCACUCAUCACUCCUCCUCCGCAAUACGACAGUAUUGCAAGUCCAACUUCGGGACUGGCCGACUACUUUGCUCGCUUGUCAGACGCGUAUGACGAUGACGAAGACAGCGACGACGCUUCCAGCAGGGGUGGUCGCGUUGACGUGCCAUUGACACCUGGCGCCAGAGUCAACAGAAGUAUGGACGUCUCCAGAAGUUGGAUACCCCUCGGUGCUCAACUACAUGGUUAG
Messenger RNA from Aureobasidium melanogenum CBS 110374, 1989 nucleotides. RefSeq lists its product as uncharacterized. Bases 1 to 1989 code for a protein of 662 amino acids. NCBI's taxonomy places the organism in Eukaryota, Fungi, Ascomycota, Dothideomycetes, Dothideales, Saccotheciaceae. Gene Ontology annotation, molecular function: ubiquitin protein ligase binding; protein-macromolecule adaptor activity. Gene Ontology annotation, cellular component: cytoplasm; cytosol. The transcript is spliced from 3 exons. Gene Ontology annotation, biological process: ubiquitin-dependent endocytosis. The record is from RefSeq and is a predicted model, not a curated record.